Messenger RNA from Rhinocladiella mackenziei CBS 650.93, 873 nucleotides. RefSeq lists its product as uncharacterized. Gene Ontology annotation, cellular component: cytoplasm; protein kinase CK2 complex. The record is from RefSeq and is a predicted model, not a curated record. NCBI's taxonomy places the organism in Eukaryota, Fungi, Ascomycota, Eurotiomycetes, Chaetothyriales, Herpotrichiellaceae. The coding region runs from base 1 to 873 and encodes 290 amino acids. The transcript has a single exon. Gene Ontology annotation, molecular function: protein kinase regulator activity.
AUGAGAUUUGCUCAACCAUUCAAUACCUUCGAAUUCCUUUUUCUCCUCCUCCCCACCAAGAAAACGACUAACAGCCUUACUUUACAGUUCAUUUCCUCCCGCGGCAACGAAUAUUUCUGUGAAAUUGACGAAGAAUACAUCACCGACCGCUUCAACCUGACUGGCCUCAACACCGAAGUGCACUACUACCAACAUGCUCUGGAUCUGAUCACCGACGUAUUCGACCUCGACUGCGAAGAUGACAUGCGCGAGACGAUCGAAAAAUCCGCCCGUCACCUGUAUGGCCUCGUGCACGCGCGCUACAUCGUGACCACCCGCGGCCUGGCCAAGAUGGUCGACAAGUUCAAGAAAUCCGACUUCGGCCGGUGUCCACGCGUGCUAUGCGACAGCCACCCCCUACUCCCCUUCGGACCGAGCGACAACCCAGGCUUGAAGACCGUCAAGCUCUUCUGCGCCAAGUGCGAGGACAUUUACAACCCGAAAUCAAGCCGGCAUGCGUCCAUCGACGGCGCCUAUUUCGGCAGCAGCUUCCACAAUAUCCUAUUCCAGGUGUAUCCAGCCUUGGUCCCGGUCAAGUCGCGGCGGCGGUACGAGCCGAAGGUGUUUGGGUUCCGAGUGCACGCGGCGGCGGCACUGUCUAGAUGGCAGGACUCCGAACGGAGGAAGAUGCGCGCGCGGUUGAAGGAGGCCGGCGUGGUAGGUGAAGGGGCACAGUUGUUCAUCGAGGAUGCAGAGAGCAGUGAUGGCGAGGACGGCGUUGAGGAGGACGAUGAUGAUGUCGUCGAGGUUGAGAAUAAUGGAGAUAGGAGCAUGAGGAUGGCUAGGCCUGGGGACGACGGCGUCGGCCUGAAUAGGGCUCCUACUGCUGGCUAG